This is a messenger RNA of Mauremys reevesii (Reeves's turtle), 6295 nucleotides long. It is a transcript of the gene WDR87, whose product is annotated as WD repeat domain 87. NCBI's taxonomy places the organism in Eukaryota, Metazoa, Chordata, Testudines, Geoemydidae. The record is from RefSeq and is a predicted model, not a curated record. Gene Ontology annotation, molecular function: protein binding. Bases 386 to 6295 code for a protein of 1969 amino acids. The transcript has 5 exons.
ACCAGGCUCCCCUCGCGCGGCCGCCCAUGGCGCCCCGGGGGCCGCGGGGGUGGGACGAGGCCGCCCGCACAGCCGGGGUGCUGGGCUGCACUUCGGGAGCGAGGCCGGGCCCCCCCCCCCGCAGCAGGCGGGAAAGGGGGGCGCCAGGCAGGCAGCCCCAGGCACGCGGGAACCUGACCCCAAAGGUCACAAGCCGCUGACCCCCCUAGAGUGCGCUGUCCUCUCCUGCUGGGAGGGGCUUUCACCCCCCAAGCCGCACCCACAAAGAGCUCUGUGCGCCUGAGAGACCAGAAUAAACGUCCCUCGCUGAGCGCGCCCAGGGACCCGCUGGCUCUGGGGGGCGGGGAAUGGGGCAUGGGCCUGUCCCCACUCUGGCACCCUGAACAUGGAAGCUCUCUGGGCAGCACCUGCUCUCCAGCUAGAGAAUCCAGCCCCUGGGACCCUCCCCUUCCCCCAGCAGGGAAUUCGCUCCGGCGCCCAGGCUGCUCGGAACUGCUGCUUCUCGCCCGCGUGGGACAAGCCGCCAGACGCCAGCGCUGCGAUGCCGGGAGCUGCCAGGAUCGUCCCCGAAUGGAAGAACUUGAAAGCUCAGAUCUGCCAAAAGCUGCAGAUGCCAAAGGAGCUGCCCGAGGCAGGGCCAGGGACGCCGGUGCUGCUGAGCGACAGACCCACCCUCGUGUACCGGGCCAGCCGCCACCCUCACCUCAUGCCCCGCAUUUGCUUCUACCCGACUGCCACCGCCAAUGUCUUUGUCUGCUUCUCCUGGGGAGGCCCGGGGGUGAAACAGGACCAGGCCCGGGUCUGGCUGCAGCACGUGGCGGAUGAGAGCGUGGUGGUGGAGCAGGACGUCCCCAUGGCCCAGCGGGUGAAGGUGCUGCAGCUGUCCUACGUGCCCAGCCUGCGCCUGCUGGCCACCUACUGCGACGACCUGCACCUGCGGCUCUUCGGCGACCACAGCCAGGGCCUGCGGCUCCUCACGGCCGUCCGCUGCCCGCACUCCGUCACCAGCAUGUGCUACAGCCCGGAGACAGGUGAGCUGGUCACGGGGGCCAUCGGCGCCAUCAGCUUCUGGGCCUUCAGCCCGGGGCCCGCGCCAGGCCUGGGCAUCGCGUGGGCAGUGAGCGUGGCCGGCGGAGAGUUCGUGCACUGCCUGAGCGUGGAGCGGGACGUGCGGGCGCUGGUGGCCCUGUGCGAGAACACCAUCCGGCUCUACGACUGCCAGCGCCGGGCCGAGACCCAGGCCUUCCAGCUGAGCCCGGGCGUCUCCCUCACCUGCUGCUCCGCCCACGGGGCCCAGGGCCACCUCUACGUGGGCGACCUGGCCGGGCACGUCAAGCUGUGGAGCCUGGAGACGGGCCGCCAGGAGCAGCAGUUCAAGGCCCACCUGAGCGCCGUGACCAGCGUGGUUUGCCGCCCGGCCACGCACACCCUGCUGACGGCCUCGCUGGACGGGCUGCUCAAGGAGUGGGGCCUGGGCUCCGGCGAGCUGCUGCGCCGGCUGGACCUGGGCGAGCCAGUCUUCCAGCUGGGCUUCGUCACCGAGCGGCUGUUCUACUGCCGCUCGCAGCACAGCUUCUCGCUCCGCACCCUGCGCAGCUUCUCCCAGCUCUUCAGCGCCCCCGGCUCCGGCCUGCGCAGGCUGGCCCGGGUGCCCUGCGGCCCCGGCAGAGCCCGCAUCCUGGCCACCACCGAGGACGGGGUGACCCGCUUCCUCUCGUCCGUCACCGGGGAGCUGCUCCUCCUGACCUGGCCCUUCCACAGGCUGGAGAAGGCCCUGGACUACGCCUACGACCCAGAGCGGGAGGAGCUGGUGGUGACCGUGGGGACGGCCGACGUCUACGUCCUGGACACCACCAUCUGCCCCAGCCCGGCCAAGUACGUCGUGUGCACCACAGAGAACAGAGACGACAAGGUGCUGUGCUUGGCCUUCUGCCGCCUGGGCCUGGGCACCCAGCCUUCCGGCUUCGUGUUCAGCGGGCACCGGAGCGGGCACGUGCGCCUGGUCUCCCAGCACGCCCACAGCCUGGCGGAGCGGCAGAUCCACAAAGGGGGGGUGGGCGCCCUGUGCAGCCUGUCGGCCUGCGGGGACCAGUCCUACCACUCCCCGGAGUCCAACUUCCUCUGCUCCUACGGCGCGGACGAGCGGAUCGUGCUGUCCGACGUGGGUCUGACGGGCAGCGAACUGGAGCUCCGGCCCCUGGUCGUCAUCCCCAGCACCGGCUGCCGGAUCCAGAGCCUCCUGCUGGUGCCAGGCUACCUCUGCGCCCUGACCGAGCAGAACCGGCUCCGGCUCUGGAGACAGGCCGCCCUGGUGCCCAGGAAGAUCAACCCGUACUGGCUGGAGACCUGCCCCCUGCACUCCUGCUCCGUCACCUCCCUGGACUACUGCCACCCGCUGCAGCUGCUGCUGACGGGGGGCGCGGAUGGCUCGGUGAGGGUGUGGUCCCUGACGGGCGUCCUGCUGGUGGACUUCGACACCAGCCUGCAGGUCAGCCGGGUUUGCUUCGCCAGCCUCCGGGGCGACCUGCUGCUGGGCUGCGGCACCAACAUCUACUUCAUCUCCUGCCUCGAGUACCUGCCCCGCAGGCACCUCAGGGCGCUGGCUGCCUGGCAGGUGGAGGACGACGUGGUCGAGCACCCGCUGCCCUUCCUCCCCAACUUCCUCCUGUCCUUCGACACGGUCUUCGUGCCCAGGUACCUCUGGGCGGGCGAGAAGUCCAACUGCUACCAAGGCAUGGAGGCCCUCACCAGCCACCGGGCGGUUAUGCUGGUCAAGAGAGUGGCCAGGGUGGUGGCCAGUGCCAAGACAGAGACAGGCCCCUCUCCCGGCCCAGAGGCCCCCGCCGGGGUGCCAGAGCUCGCUGCAGAUUUCCGGCCCGCUCGGACACUCACCAAGAGGCCCCUGAGCUCUCCUGUGGAGCCGCCAGGCGGUGAGGAGCCCCAGGCGCCCGGGGAGCUAGUGCCGCUGCUCCAGAAGCAUCUCCUCCCAGGGGAGCCGUGGCUCAUCGGGCCGGACGGCUACAUUCCCAACUCCAUCAUCAGGGCCCAGCUCUGGCCGCUGGGCACGCCCCUGCACCUCCAGUGCUCCCUCACGGUGACCCCGCGCCGGCGGCUGCCGCCGCGGAAGCCAGCCCCGGUCCAGGAGCCGGCGGCGUCCCGGUGGUGGGAGGAGCCGGCAGAGAAGGGGAAGGCCAAGCGGAAGCUGCAGGACCAGCCCACGUCCUUCGUGGACCCAGAGCUGCCCCGGGACGUGCUGGCUGAGAUCGUGGCCAAGAACUGGCUGAGGCACCGGCCCAGCGAGCUGACGCUGGAGUCCGUCCUGCGGGCCGUGCUGAGCCAGCUAGAAGACGGGCCGCUCUCCGCGUACAGCCUGUGCACCGCCGCCCUGGUGCAGAUCUGCCAGGCCUACGUGCUGCCGCCCCAGCUGCAGGCCGAGGCCGCCGCCCGCCUCUACCAGGGCACCGCCAGCGAGAACGGCCGGACCCGGCAGGCGGCCUGGGAGACCCUGGGCGAGAUGGCGCUACUGAGCCACAGGGACGUGGUGCCACUGGCCCGGGCCCUGCUGGACCCAGACUGGCAGGUGCGGGACCAGGCCCGCUCGCUCAUCGCCUCCGUCGCCGGCAUCACCAACAAGUUCGCCCUCCAGAAGGCAAUCAGGAGGCAGGUCACGCCCGCCAAGGAGCAGCCGAGUGUCACCAUCAGCGGGACGUUUGUGCCGUACGGGCUGGGGCCAGCAGGGCCUGAGGCAGAGAAGCCAGGGUGGGCGCCAGCCCUGCUCGGCGUCACAGAACUGGAGAUCCUCCUGGCACAAGUGGAGACCAGGCUGACGGAGAACCUGUACCUGGCGGAGGAGCACCCGGAGCCCAGGGCCAGGUGCUCGGGGACCCGCAUCAAAUGGCCCAAGGUCUCAGAGGUGCUGAGUGCGGAGGCGGCCGCGGCAGAGCCGACCCAGGGCCAGGCCAAGAGGCAGCAGCUCUUUGGACAGACCCAGCUGCCCAGGAGCUCUGGUGCAGCCAAAGACACCCCUGGCACGAAGAAGAAGAGACGCCUGCGGGAUAAGCUGCCCCAGAUCCAGCCGGGGGCCCAGCACCUCACAGCCCCCAUUAUGGUGCCGAGCGGCGAGCGGCUGGGCCCCGGUUCCGAGGCGGAGAGACGGCUGGGCCCCGGCUCCGAGGCGGAGAGACGGCUGGGCCCCGGCUCCGAGGCGGAGAUAUGGCAGGGCCCCGGCUCCAAGGCGGAGAUAUGGAAGGGCCCCGGCUCUGAGGUGGAGAGACGGCAGGGCCCCGGCUCCAAGGCGGAGAUAUGGAAGGGCCCCGGCUCUGAGGCGGAGAGACGGCAGGGCCCCGGCUCCAAGGCGGAGAUAUGGAAGGGCCCCGGCUCUGAGGCGGAGAGACGGCAGGGCCCCGGCUCCAAGGCGGAGAUAUGGAAGGGCCCCAGCUCCGAGGCGGAGAGACGGCAGGGCCCAGCCGGCGCCCCAGGCAGCCUCUCCUCCGAGGUGCCCAAGGUGACGCUGCCCAAGGUGGGGCAGCCUCCCCUGGGCCCGCGCCAGGACCCACGCACCAAGCGCUACCAGGAGAUGCUGAAGAGGCAGAUGCUGAAGACAAGGCAGCCGGGCGAGUCCCUGUCCUGGCAGCCCAGCCAGCCCUCGGCCCAGGCCAUCCGCCCCGAAUCCUCCGACCCCUUCGUCAUUGACCCCAGUCACCGGUACGGUGCCGACAGCGCCCGCUGGCGGGACGACCUCUGCAAGCUGCUCAACCUGCGCGUCGCCCCCUCGGCCGACGGCCGCAGCGCCCUGGAGGAGCUGGUGGCGUCCACCAGCCUGGCCCUGGGCCAGCGCAGCAGCUCCUGGAGCCUUGGCAAGUCCAGCAGCACCGUCGGCCGGGGCCUGGCCGAGAGAGACGCGGCUGCCGAGGAGCUGGUGCACCUGGCACAGGAGGCCUGGGCCAAAAGGGCAGAAGGGGGCCUGGCCGAGGGGGGCCCGGCUGAAGGGGGCCUGGCCGAGGGGGGCCCGGCCAAGGGGGUCCCGGCUGAAGGGGGCCUGGCCGAGGGGGGCCCGGCCGAGGGGGUCCCGGCUGAAGGGGGCCUGGCCGAGGGGGCAGAGCAGGUGCUGGGUGGCCGGGCGUCCAAGGCCCCUGCGGCACAGCCAGAAAAGCUGGCCCGGGGCAGUCCGGGGGCGGUCGCUGGGGGGGUCGAAGGGCAGGUCUGGCAGAGAAUCCAGCCGCUGCUGGAGAUCCUGGCCGACCCGGCCCGGCUGGAGAGCACCGACACCGCCGAGCUGCUGGGCCGGCUCCAAGCCCUCGGGCAGUGCCCCUCCGUGGAGCAUAGGGUGGCGCUGGAGUCCACGCUGGCCAUGGCGGCCCAGGUGCUGGGAGAGGAGGACGCCGGCCUGGGCAGGGCAGUGUCGCUCUGUGCCCUCCUGGCCAGCCCCGGGCAACAGCUGCCUGAGGCCACCGUGUCCACGGAGCUGCUCCAGGGCCAGCCCGGCCCCGAGCCCGGCCUGGCCAAGGAGCUGCUGGCGUCUGCCCAGGCCCGGCUGCAGGCCAGCGCCGAGAGGAUGGGGCAGGAGUGGGCGUGGUGGGAGCAGGUGGCCCGGCCGGAGCAGUCCAGCCUGGAGCUGGCUGCGCCCAGGGAGGACGAGGUGGCCCGGCGGAAGACGCAGCCUCUGGCUUUCUGGCUGGGCAGGGCCCGGGCCCAGCCGCGGAGGCUCCAGCAGCGUGAGGCCGGGGCCGGCGGGCGCAGGGAGCAGGCGGGGGCGGUGCCCGUGGACAGCCAGCGGGAGAAGGUCGACUUGUACCUGCCGGACCGGCUGCCGACCGCCGGUGCCGGCUGGGCCGAGGUGGGAGCACGUCGACUGCCGGGCGAGGACACGUUCCUGGCGCUCUACCAGGUGCUGGUCACCCUCCAGCGGCGCCAUGGGCCCUUCUCCCCGGCCUGGUGGGAGCAGUUCCACCGGCUCACCAAGCUCUACGGCCUCCGGCGGCCCCUGAGCCGCGCCUUGAUCCAGCAGCUGGGGGCGGCCGACCGGCGCAGCAGCAAGUCCCUCCCAGGCCUGGCCCAGGAGCCGAGCGAGGCCAGCCUGGGCCAGCGGAUCCUCUACCAGAUCCUGCAUCGGGCCCCCCAGAAGCCACCCGAGCCGCCCAGCUUCAGCAGCGUCAUCCCCCUGAGCUACCAGAACAACGUGCACGUGCUGCAGCCGCGGGGGGAGGCUCGGUACGGGGCCGUGGGCCUGGCCUGGAGGACGGCGCAGCAGGACGGCCGGGGCCAGCAGCCCAAGCUGCACUUGGGGGUGGGAUGA